Messenger RNA from Rattus norvegicus (Norway rat), 3407 nucleotides. NCBI's taxonomy places the organism in Eukaryota, Metazoa, Chordata, Mammalia, Rodentia, Muridae. The record is from RefSeq.
AUGGCCAGAGCUGGUGGGAACUGUGGGGUUUGGGGGAGCUUGGUGCUAUUGGGUUUGUGUGGUUGUUCUGUGGUCCGGACGGCUGGCACCAGGGUCACAGUGGAUAGACUUGCUCCUGCCUCAUCCUAUGAAUUUUCCGUGUGGGCAGAGAAAGAUGGAGUCAGCGGCUCCCCACAGACGCUCAUAGCCACCACAGCUCCAAACCCAGUGAGAAACCUGAGGGUCGAAGGUCAGAACACGACCUCCAUCAGCCUGAGCUGGGACCCUCCUGAGAACUCCUCCUCGCAGGACCUCACCUACUGGGCGCAGUGCAUCAGAUAUGAUGGUCAAAAUGAGACCCGGCAUACAAAAGACACCAGAGUCUCUGUGGAUGGACUUGAUCCUGGGACUUCAUAUGAAUGCUCUGUGAGAGUGGAGAAGGAUGGCGUCUACAGCACUUGGGAGACAAAAAAUACCACAACAGCUCCAAACCCAGUGAGAAACCUGAGGGUCGAAGGUCAGAACACGACCUCCAUCAGCCUGAGCUGGGACCCUCCUGAGAACUCCUCCUCGCAGGACCUCACCUACUGGGCGCAGUGCAUCAGAUAUGAUGGUCAAAAUGAGACCCGGCAUACAAAAGACACCAGAGUCACUGUGGAUGGACUUGAUCCUGGGACUUCAUAUGAAUGCUCUGUGAGAGUGGAGAAGGAUGGCGUCUACAGCACUUGGGAGACAAAAAAUACCACAACAGCUUCAAACCCAGUGAGAAACCUGACGGUCGAAGGUCAGAACACGACCGCCAUCAGCCUGAGCUGGGACCCUCCUGAGAACUCCUCCUCGCAGGACCUCACCUACUGGGCGCAGUGCAUCGGAUAUGAUGGCAAAAAUGAGACCCGGCAUACAAAAGACACCAGAGUCACUGUGGAUGGACUUGAUCCUGGGACUUCAUAUGAAUGCUCUGUGAGAGUGGAGAAGGAUGGCGUCUACAGCACUUGGGAGACAAAAAAUACCACAACAGCUCCAAACCCAGUGAGAAACCUGAGGGUCGAAGGUCAGAACACCACCGCCAUCAGCCUGAGCUGGGACCCUCCUGAGAACUCCUCCUCGCAGGACCUCACCUACUGGGCGCAGUGCAUCGGAUAUGAUGGCAAAAAUGAGACCCGGCAUACAAAAGACACCAGAGUCACGGUGGAUGGACUUGAUCCUGGGACUUCAUAUGAAUGCUCUGUGAGAGUGGAGAAGGAUGGAGUCUACAGCACUUGGGAGACAAAAAAUACCACAACAGUCCCCAUUUCAGCUCCAAACCCAGUGAGAAACCUGAGGGUCGAAGGUCAGAACACGACCUCCAUCAGCCUGAGCUGGGACCCUCCUGAGAACUCCUCCUCGCAGGACCUCACCUACUGGGCGCAGUGCAUCAGAUAUGAUGGUCAAAAUGAGACCCGGCAUACAAAAGACACCAGAGUCUCUGUGGAUGGACUUGAUCCUGGGACUUCAUAUGAAUGCUCUGUGAGAGUGGAGAAGGAUGGCGUCUACAGCACUUGGGAGACAAAAAAUACCACAACAGUACCAGCUGCUGUCAACAUCACAUCCUGCAUCAGCACUUCUGGGGGUUAUGGGAUCAUCCUGACCUGGUCCUGCCCAUCUGGGAGUUAUGAGACCUUUGAGGUGGAAGUGGGCAGGAAGUGGAGCUCCCAAAAUGGAUCUUUGUGUGGGAAGGGCAUGACCGUGUUAGAUCUUGAGCCAGCUCAGUCCUAUACAGCUACCGUCACGACUGUCUCUAAUAGCCUGAAGGUCCAGUCUGCCCCUGCAACCUGCCGCACAGAGAGUACAGCCGUCAUUGCUGGAGCCAUUGUAGGCAUCCUCCUGCUUUUCAUCCUGGUGGGCCUGCUCAUUGUCUUCCUGAAGAGGAGGAGAAAGAAGCAGCAGCCAAAGGAAGUGCCCAAGGAUCUGGUGUUCCGCUUCCCAGGGGAUAUCCUGGCCAAAGACUUUGCUGACCAUGUCAGGGAGAAUGAAAAGGACAGCAACUGUGGAUUUGCUGAGGAGUACCAGCAAUUGGCUCUGGAGGGCCAAGGCCAGUCUCAGAUGACAGCAUUGGCUCUAGAGAAUGUAUCCAAGAACCGCUACAGGAAUGUGCUGCCCUAUGACUGGUCCCGGGUUCCCCUGCAGCCCCUCCAUGAGGAACCAGGCUCAGACUACAUCAACGCCAGUUUUAUGCCUGGUCUCUGGAGCCCCAAGGAGUUCAUUGCAACCCAGGGUCCCCUGCCUCACACUGUGAGUGACUUCUGGCGAAUGGUGUGGGAACAGCAGAGCCACACCCUGGUCAUGCUGGCCAACUGCAUGGAGUCUGGACAGGUGAAGUGUGAGCAUUACUGGCCCCUGGAUGCUCAGCCCUGCACUCAUGGCCAGCUGCAGGUGACGCUGGUUAGUGAGGAGGUGACAGAGAACUGGACAGUGAGGCAUCUUCAGCUCUUCCAUAUGAAAGAACAGCAGACUCUCUCUGUGCGCCAAUUCCACUACGUGGCCUGGCCAGAUCACGGAGUUCCUUACUCCCCAGACCCCUUGCUGGCUUUCCAAAAGUUGCUUCGGCAAUGGUUGGAUCAGACCAUGGAUGGAGGUCCGCCCAUUGUGCAUUGCAGUGCUGGUGUGGGCCGGACGGGCACCCUCAUUGCACUGGAUGUCCUGCUGCGGCAGCUGGAGUGUGAGGGGCUGGUGGAUCCCUUCAGCUUUGUGAAGAAGAUGAGAGAGAGCCGGCCAUUGAUGGUGCAGACAGAGGCCCAGUAUGUGUUUCUACAUCAGUGCAUCUUGAGAUCCCUCCAGAAGCCAGAUCCAGCCCUCCCUGCAAAGGAGGCAACCUAUGAGAACGUGGCAAGCUUAGUUUAUGAGAAUGCAUCCGCCAUCAGGGCCCAUGAGUCUGAGGUCUCAGCUUCUGGGUGCUGAACCUAGACAAAGCAAUACUCAGGCCUGGUCUGGGCCUGUGCUGGAGCCCAGAUACCUGGACCUCCAAGUGAACUGAGGAUUGGAGUCCUAGCCUCCUCAACCCUUGGGAGGAAGCACUGAAAACCCAUCUCUGUUGUCCAAGGGCAGGAAGGACUGAUGUACUUCAACUUGUGAGCCCUGCCUGAGAGCUGGAACCUGAGAACAGGGGUGACGGUAGGUUUCCUGUUCUUUGAGUGGAAACAGCUACAGCCUGGGUAGGCAGGCUCUCAAAGAAACAGGCUGGAACCUGGAUUCAAAAGAAGGAAUCAGGGUCUUGAAUUCUACUACCUGAAGAGCAAAGGCAGGCGGGUACCUGCCCCUUUUUACUUCAGAAACCAAAUCAGUCUCCUUUAAUCCAAGGCUGAAGGGAGUCCCUUUGCUUGUGGUCUCCUUGUGCCCCAUGUCUGUACAUUUUUUCCUUCUGUAUAAUUUAUUAAACUCUUCUCCCCGAA